CGGCUUCCAGAGAGCCGGAAUUUGAGGAUAUUCCGGAUUAAACAAUAAAAAUCAAAGAAAAACCCUUGAAAAGCCUUAGUUUUCUUGAAGAAUAGUCUGCCCCGUUAAGAAGGAUGACCCCCGACGAGGAAAAUGAAGCCUACAUGGUCAAAGAGGCCCAGAGGUUGCGAAAGAGCGAUCCUUGCGCGGCCAAAGCCUGGAUUAUUACGGCCAAGACGCUGUUUCCCAAUGCCUUCACUGUGCAGUACGAGGCAUACAUUCUGGAGCGGGAUAGCAAAAACUACGAGGAAGCGGCCAGGUGUUUCAGCAGCAUAGCCACCAAUUUUCCCAACCAGCACUCGGAACUCUGGCAAGAAAUCAAUUCGCUAACAAACGCCCUGAGGAACGAUUCGGAGAGCUCGCCGGAACAGGAGUUCUACGUGAAGAUGUACAAGCACUUGACGCCGGAAGUGCAGCACAACGUCUUCAUGCACACAAUCAACAACUGCGGCGACAACCUGGAGCAGUGCAUCUCCAUGUACAUACUGAUGUUCAACAAGUUCCCCAAGUCGGCGCUAACCCAGGCCCCCAGGCUCCUGGAAAUGGUCGUGGAGGGCAUGAAAACGGAGCUGGACUUGUACCAGAGGGUUCUCGUAGAGGAGGUGCUGCCCCUGAUUCAGAACAAACCCCCAGAACUGCCGCCUUCCACCGCCUGCAGACUGUACAUCAGCUCCCUGGAGUAUUACAUAAGGCAGAUAAUGGACGAAUCCGACAAUUCGGACGCGUGGAAGAACGUCUUUAAGGUGCUGACGAUCUGCGGACAGAUGAUGGGCUGGGAACCCUUUCUGCCCUUCAACAAGAACCUGAGUCUAAACGUAUACUGGGAGAGGCUGGUGGACAUUCUGUCGAGCAGUCCCAGUGGCAGUACCCAUGUCCUGUUCUACGCCACCACCCUUUUCAUUUACUCGCUGCACGGCUACAACCGGAACUGCAAAAUAAGAAUCGAGGAUGCCGACGUUAGCCACGUGCUGGUGGAGGGCUUCCUGGAGUGGUCGCCCGAAGGUGAUGGCUCUGAUGUUGCCUGCAUGGAGCCACCCAAGUUUUCGCUCACCUCUCCCGUGAGUACGGAGCUGUCCCAGGCAUUCCUCCAAUCCGCCCAGUGCUGGCAGCUGCUCAAUACGGAUCAGUUCCAGAAGGACUUCAGCCAACUGAUGCAGGCUCUGCCUCUGCAGCCGUGGAUUUCGCGCUUCCUCUUCGAUUUGGCCAUUUAUUUCGGCCAUCGGGACGAGGCCAACAAGCUGAUGUCGGAGAUGACCAACCAAAACGGUCUAGUCCAGAGCCUACAGAUCCUGAGCCUCCAUCUAAUGCAGAACAGCAUGACGCUCCAAGGCUUCCAGUGCAUCUUGAAAAUCAUCGCCGAGCUACCAGCCACUCCAGUGGGCCAGCUGUUGGACAACAUGACCCUCAAGGGGUACCGUCAUGUGGUGUUUCUGCCGCUGACGAGGUCCGCCUUGGUCCAGUACUGCGUGGGAGCGAUCGUCAGCAGGCUCGGCCGCAAGGUCUUUGAGCCCAACUGCCCAGACAGACUGCUCUCAGAUCUGCUGGUUCUCCAGCAGCUGAAUCUGCUCAACGACGUCCUUCUCACCCAACAAAUCUUCACCUUGAUAAGGCAGAGGAAGGCCUUCAACCUGCGCACCCUGUCCACCUACAUCAUCUCCAUCGACUUCAUCGAGGAACUCGCCCACAUUUGGAACUCGCAGCAGGAGGACAACUUCGAGCUGACCAGCUCGCCCACCAACGGCUCCAGUGGCGCGCCAGCUCCAAUCAGCGCGUCAGGGGGAGCUCCCACCCGCCGAAUAGGGACGAGGGGGGCUGAUAAGGGGGCCAAGGAUGAGUUCAAGGCCAUCACCCGGCAGCAGAUUGCCCGGUGCAACGAGAACGUCAUUACUCUGCUGGCCAACUUCAUCAGCCAGGAGCACAUAAUGUUGGCUCAGCACAUUUUCGGAAUAGCCCAGCCUGUCGAGACGAUAGUGAUUAAGUGAGAGAGGGU
This is a messenger RNA of Drosophila bipectinata, 2029 nucleotides long. RefSeq names its product integrator complex subunit 10 (gene IntS10). The record is from RefSeq and is a predicted model, not a curated record. Gene Ontology annotation, biological process: snRNA processing. Gene Ontology annotation, cellular component: integrator complex. NCBI's taxonomy places the organism in Eukaryota, Metazoa, Arthropoda, Insecta, Diptera, Drosophilidae.